Molecule: messenger RNA, 1263 nt
Organism: Erythranthe guttata (spotted monkey flower)
Lineage: Eukaryota; Viridiplantae; Streptophyta; Magnoliopsida; Lamiales; Phrymaceae
Product: zinc finger (C3HC4-type RING finger) family protein
Biological process (GO): ubiquitin-dependent protein catabolic process; protein ubiquitination
Cellular component (GO): nucleus
Molecular function (GO): zinc ion binding; ubiquitin protein ligase activity
Source: RefSeq, a predicted model, not a curated record
CGCGUGUUUCUAGCAUCAACGCUAACACCCUUACAAAUUAAAUAACUAACGAUUUUAACAGUCAUCGGAAAGUACCGUAGUGAACAGAAAACAGAGAUAUGGCAUAAAUUUUGUGCGCGUAAUUCUAUUUCCUGACCUGCAACAGCACAGCAAUCCGUCAAUGGAAGCCCAAGGCGCCGAUGAUUCAGUUGAACAGCCCCAAAAUUGUGAUCUUAAUAAUGUUCCGAGAGAAGAUUUCGGGAAAAUGCUUCAUGGGUGCGAGCAUUAUAGGAGAAGAUGCAAAAUAAGAGCUCCUUGUUGCGAUCAGGUUUUCACUUGCCGUCACUGUCACAACGAAGCGACGAGUGCUUUGAGUGAUCCAAAACAGAGACAUGAGGUUGUUCGUCAGGAUGUUGAGCAAGUUGUUUGUGCCGUAUGCAAUACAGAACAACAGGUUUCCAAUCUCUGUUCGAAUUGCGGCAUCAAGUUUGGAGAGUACUUCUGCGGUAUAUGCAAAUUCUAUGACGAUGAUAUCACUAAAGAGCAGUUCCAUUGCAACGACUGCAGUAUUUGUAGAGUUGGUGGUCGGGAAAACUUCUUUCACUGCCCAAAGUGUGGAUCUUGCUAUUCAGUAGGUUUACGCAACAAUCACUUGUGUGUAGAGGAUUCAAUGAAAAGCCAUUGCCCCAUCUGUUAUGAGUUUCUUUUUGACUCAACCAAACAAACAACGAUUCUUAAGUGUGGGCAUACGAUGCAUGUCGAGUGUUACGAGGAGAUGUUCAACCAAAACCAGUACCGUUGUCCAAUCUGCUCCAAGUCAGUAUUGAAUAUGGCUAGAACAUGGGAAAGAUUAGAUGUGGAGAUCGAAGCUACUGCAAUGCCUGAGGAAUACCGAUACGAAGUUCAAAUACUGUGCAAUGAUUGCAACAAAUCCAGCAAGGCAUCUUUUCACAUUUUUGGGCACAAGUGUCAGCUCUGUAAUUCUUACAACACCCGCGUUAUAACAAGUGGGGAGAAUCAUCAAACAUAGCCGAACAGGUAUCUGUAAUGCAAUGUAUCACAGUAAGCACAUUUCUUGACUUGAUUUGAAGAAUUCAUUACCAUUUCGAGAAACUUUCUUUGUUUGUCUUUUUAAUGAUGUUCACCAACAACUACUGUUUUUUUUCGUCAAUAGUGCCAAUUAUUGUAGCCCACCGUGAAAUAGGAAAUAUUUGGUUUACGGAGAAAUUUGCAAUAGUUACUUUACACCGAUACUUUUGGGGGUCUUCCCUAGUUCUCUGUUAA